AUGGCUCCAAAAAGGCAAAGGAGAUCGGCAGGCGCAUCCCAAUGGCCCACCUAUGAUGAAUCCAGGUUCCAAUCAGAACUAGCGGAGGACGACUUUCAUGCCAAGGCUACGAAGAACUUCAUCCAUGAGAUCUCGCUUGACCGGGCAGCCCUACGCGUAGAAAAGGCAGAAAUGUAUGAAGAGAUUCGGAGGAGGGAAAUGGAAUUCUUAUUUGAUGACCCUGCCCCGGUCAACAAGAUGCUUGUUAGGGAGUUUUAUGCCAACUGCCCAUUGAACUUAAGUAGGGGGGUGAUUGUGCGAGGCAAGGUGGUCAGCGCCACAAUUCCCAUGAUUCGCCAGGUGUUGCGGCUGCCUCUGUUCGCUAGUGACAUUGACUACUACCACGACAGGCCAGGGGUCACAUGGGAGGUCAUGACUGAUAUACUCUGUGCAGAGGGGCGACCAACAUGGAUACGUGACCAGAUCACCCUGAACUCCAACUCAUUCACGCACUUGGCUAAGUGUUGGUUAACUGUCAUUUGCAGCCGGUUCCUGCCCUCAAGCAACACAACUGACGUGAACUUCCAACGUGCACUGUUGACAUGGUGCUUCGUGAUGAAGAAGGAUUUUGAUGCGGCAAGGGUAAUUAGUGAUGAAAUGGUCCUACGGGGGCCGCUGCUGUCAAAGGGAUUCUACUUCCCUUCUUUGGUGACUACACUAGCCUCAGGCAUCAGAGUGGGCCUAGGUACACGUACCACAAUUGAGAUAGAUGAUGAGGAUGAUGAUCCGGUUCCUCUUGCAUCGUCCAGGAGUUCUGUUGACAGUGCCGGGCCCUCUCGGUGCCCCCAUUCUAGAGCAGGCCUAUCCCGCUCACAGUCCUCCCAGCCUAUGCUGCGUCCCUUGGAGGAAGAGGUCGCGGAUCUCUGCACCUUGGUGGAUGGCCUACACACGCGGAUGGAUGCCAUGUCGCAGAGGCAGUAUAGAUCUGAGAGCCGGCAGAAGGGUGAGAAGACUUCCCUGAGUUUGAGAUAUUUAGUAGGAGGGGGAGAGUGUAAGAAGAAGAAUGUACAAGUAGAUGCAAGAAAUAGGCGUUGUGCUUUGGGAGAUAUUGGAAAUCUUGUCACUGUUCCUGCUGUUGGAGCAAAGCCUCAACCUAAGAGUUCUCGCCCCAUCACGAGGAGGUUUGCUGCAGACUUAAUAGCUAAGGGACAAGCACCAGGGGAGAAGAAGAAGAAGCCUCCAGUAGAAGUUACCAAAGUAGCUGCAGCAAGGAAAGCUGGUGUUCCAACAAAAGCUGAAGAGUCUAAAAAGGUUUCUGUCAAAGCAAAAGCUGAAAUAGUUACUGUUAAACGCCCCGAUGAGGAUGUGAAAACCACUGAAGAGGAGAUCCCUUUGAAUAGAAGAAAAGUAAAGGACAGUGGGAAGACUCUAACUUCUGUUCUAACUGCAAGAAGCAAGGCUGCAUGUGGACUCCCCACCAAACUAAAGAUAGAGAUUGUUGAUAUUGAUGCUGCUGAUGUUGAUAAUCACUUGGCUGCUGUGGAAUAUGUUGACGAUAUUUACAAAUUUUACAAGCUUACAGAGGACGAGGGGCGACCAUGUGAUUACAUGGAUUCACAACCAGAGAUCAAUUCCAGUGUAAGAGCAGUUGUUGUGGAUUGGCUGAUAGAAGUACACAAAAGGUUUGAGCUGAGUUCUGAAAGCCUAUACCUCACAGUUAACAUAAUAGACCGUUUCCUUUCAAAGGAGACUGUCCCUAGAAGGGAACUUCAGUUACUUUGCAUCGGCUCAAUGCUUAUUGCCUGCAAAUACGAAGAGAUUUGGCCUCCAGAGGUUAAUGACUUCCUAACAAUAACAGACAAUGAUUAUGUCAGGGACCAGAUACUUGUAAUGGAGAAAGCAAUCUUGGAAAAGUUGGAGUGGUAUUUAACUGUUCCAACAGCAUACGUCUUUCUGGUUCGCUACAUUAAAGCUUCAUUUCCAUCUGAUAAGGAGGAGGAGAACAUGACAUUUUCCUUGGCUGAGCUCGGGCUGAUGAACUACAAGACCGUGAUAUCUUACUGCCCAUCAAAGCUUGCUGCUUCUGCUGUUUAUGUUGCUCGUGCUACUCUCAACAAGAGUCCUAGAUGGACGGACACACUGAAGCAACACACCGGCUACUCAGAGGACCAGCUGAUGGAAUGUGCAAUGGAAUUAGUUAGGUUUCACUCAGGUGCUGCUGAAAACAAGGUGGGUGCAGUUUAUAGGAAGUUUUCAAGUCCAAAUAGAGGUGCUGUUGCAAGAGAUGUUCGAUUGUGAGUGUGUGAGAUCAUGUCAGCUACUGAUCUCUCUGUUUUGAAGCCUGAAG
Messenger RNA from Nicotiana attenuata, 2326 nucleotides. Its product is annotated as G2/mitotic-specific cyclin-2-like. The record is from RefSeq and is a predicted model, not a curated record. Gene Ontology annotation, molecular function: cyclin-dependent protein serine/threonine kinase regulator activity. NCBI's taxonomy places the organism in Eukaryota, Viridiplantae, Streptophyta, Magnoliopsida, Solanales, Solanaceae. Gene Ontology annotation, biological process: regulation of cyclin-dependent protein serine/threonine kinase activity; mitotic cell cycle phase transition. Gene Ontology annotation, cellular component: cyclin-dependent protein kinase holoenzyme complex; nucleus; cytoplasm. The transcript has 10 exons. Bases 1 to 2277 code for a protein of 758 amino acids.